AGCGCGUGUGGUGCAUUCCGGUCACAUUAGAAUAUUUGCUCCUCAAUUAGAGUAAAAUACAGAAAAAUACCCUAAACAUAGGAUUUAAACCAACAACCUCUUAAUUUAACCACAAUAAGUGUUUGUUUAAAAUCCAAUAAAUUUAAUCCGGCACAUUUUACAAGAAAAAGUAGAUUUAACAGAGGAGAUUUAAAUUUCCGAGUUACGUGAAGGCAACAUCGAGGUUAGCUAGUGGCUAACACCGCAAUGGACAAUGGUCCUUGUGUGUGCUCUCCUGUCACCCUGGAGGAAAACGGACUUCCAGCCUGUGACGGUUCUUACGCAGACGACGAGUUGGUGGACGCCUUCGGAGACCUGGCUGCCCUCCCGGUUGAAGUUGAGGAAAGAAGACCGACCUGUUUGCGCUGCCGUCGCCCUCAGAAGGUGUGUCUCUGUCCCUUUCUCCCGCAACAACCACUGGAGGUGUCCACAUGUCUGUACGUAGUGCAGCAUCCUGCAGAGGAAAGCCGAGUACUUCGGACUGUGCCUCUUCUUGCUGCUUGUUUGCCGCAGGGAAAAUGCAACGUUAUAGUAGGAAGGCGGUUUAAUGAGGACAAGCAUCCAGAGCUAGCCGCCGUGUGUCGGGAUGACAGAACGCUCAUCCUGUACCCCGGACCUAAAUCCCAGAACCUGGAGGAGUUGGCACAACGCCUGGAGAUCUCCGCCGUGAAGCACAAUGUGAUCAUUAUAGACGGCACGUGGAGCCAGGCUAAAAACAUGUUCCUAAAAAACAGCAUGUUCCACCUGCCCAAACAGGUCCAGCUUAACAGGAAUCUGUCGAGCCAGUACGUGAUCCGGACUCAGCCCUCCAACAUCUGUCUGUCCACACUGGAAUGCGCCGCCGUGGCCUUGUCGGUCCUAGAGCAGAACGAUGAGAUCCAAGAGAUAUUACUGAGGCCUUUGAAAGCCCUGUGCUCCUUCCAGCUGCAGCACGGCGCUCAGGUUCACCACAGCAAAGAGCAUCUGCUUCGAAACGGCAUGUACGACAAACCCAUGCCGAAAAACAAGCGCAAGAUCAAAAGGAUGGAGAAGCUAAUGACGGACCACAGCGUCUGUCCAAGAUGAGGACGAGGCUGGCAGCCCAGCACAGAGAGCGAUCUGGGGAAUAUCUUUGCACACAUUUUGUUUAAUAAUGUAGGACUGCAUCAUCUGGGUACAGGCGUGCAAAAAACUGGAUUUAGAAAAAGAGAAAAACAUUUUUAAACUACUUGUAUCAUGUUGGUGAUUUAAUUUAUAUCAUUGUUGUUCAAGUUCUUCUUAAAGAAUCGUGUUUUCCAGUAAAUCAGGUUUUUUAUUUGUUUUGUUUUUUUUCUUUUUCUAGAAAUUGUUCCACAUGAAAAUAUUGUUUAAUACCAACCAUGUAAUGCUGUUGUGUAUUAUGGUAGUCUCUCCUCUAUAAGGGCUGAUUCAUUUGUUUUUGCAAAGUGAAGUCUUAAAAGGAAUGUAUUUAAAUACAACAAUUACCAAAGUUGUACAAACAUUAGUUUUUCUUUUCAGUGGUCAGUUUACUGCCUGGAAAUGUAAAUAGAUUACUUGUAAAUAAAGCCUCUUUGACCUUUAA
Gambusia affinis (western mosquitofish) is the source of this 1600-nucleotide messenger RNA. RefSeq names its product DTW domain containing 2 (gene dtwd2). Lineage: Eukaryota; Metazoa; Chordata; Actinopteri; Cyprinodontiformes; Poeciliidae. The transcript has 6 exons. The record is from RefSeq and is a predicted model, not a curated record. Bases 247 to 1104 code for a protein of 285 amino acids.